GGACACAGAACUGGACUUGUAGGUUAGCUGGCAGCAUUGUUCAUGGACCGUUCAAAUCCAGUCUGUCAAGACCUCUAAAGCAGAACUGUGCCUCAGUCAAUCAGGACAGAAGGAAAGCGAGGGAAAACGUGAGAGAGGGAGCGAAAGAAAAGAGAGUAAGAGUGAGAGAGAGAGUGAGGGAGCGAGAGAAAGAGAGAGAGAAAGAGAAGAAAAGAGUGAGUGCAACAGAGAGAGAGUGGAAACGUGCAAGAGAGGACGAGACAGUGAAGGAGAGAGCGAGUGGGGGAGCGAGCGAUAGGAGGAGAGAAUUUGCUUAAAGGAAGAAUUUUUGGUGGAUUGGCUCAAAACCACCAUGGAAACUACAUCAGAAGAGAACCAAGGGCAGAGCCAGGACAAAAAAGGUUGCUUUGAGUGCUGCAUCAAGUGUUUGGGCGGGGUCCCUUAUGCAUCUCUGGUGGCCACCAUCCUGUGCUUCUCUGGGGUAGCCCUGUUCUGUGGCUGCGGACAUGUGGCACUUACAGGCACCGUCACCAUCCUGGAGAACCACUUCUCCAAGGUCACCAGUGAUCACGCCAUGCUGACCGACAUAGUGCAGCUGAUGCAGUAUGUCAUCUAUGGCAUCGCCUCCUUCUUCUUCCUGUAUGGGAUUAUACUGCUAGCGGAGGGCUUCUACACCACCAGCGCGGUCAAGGAGCUGCACAGCGAGUUCAAGACCACCAUCUGUGGACGCUGCAUCAGUGGCUUGUUUGUGUUCCUGACUUACAUCCUGGGCGUGGCCUGGCUGGGCGUGUUCGGCUUCUCUGCCGUGCCUGUCUUCCUCUUCUACAACAUGUGGUCCACCUGCGCCGCCAUGCGGUCCCCCAUGGCCAACCUCACCAACCUGGACUCCAUCUGCGUUGACGUCCGUCAGUACGGAAUUAUCCCAUGGAACGCUACGCCAGGCAAAGCUUGCGGGUCCACACUAGGAGACAUCUGCAACACCAGCGAGUUCUACUUGUCUUACCACCUGUACAUUGUAGCGUGUGCUGGAGCUGGGGCCACCGUCAUUGCUCUGCUGAUCUACAUGAUGGCUACCACUUAUAACUUUGCUGUUUUGAAGUUUAAGAGUCGAGAAGACUGCUGCACUAAGUUUUAAUUCCUCUUAAGAAAACAGCACAGCGCAGUCUAUGACACUGCACUGGGUAGAGACAGCAGCCACUCACAUCAAUGGACUAAAAACUGAAAAAUAGACAAAAAAGCAUCUCUCCAUUAGAAAUUCACAGUAAAAGUGUAAAUAGCUGAUUGUAUGCAUCUUUUAGCGUUUGAUAUCCAGGUAGAGGCCUCUCUGAGAGGCCCCCGUGGAGAGUGGGCGUCAGAAUGAAGUGGUAUAAAAUUGGCAGGAUUUUCCUUUACCCCAGUGUUUUUAGGGAUCUCAUAAAUGAUAUAAAACAGCCCUUUCAGCUGAUAGCACUGAUAUGAUUGACCAUGAGAAAAAAUAACUGACUCUGUUAUGAUGCUGUUCUUCUGUCCGUGUCAAAGAUAAGUUCUCCACAGCCAAGGCUUCUUAUUUAAAGCGAUGAAGUACAGUAUUUGUUCGUUGUGCCACAUUUCAGACAUUUCUACUUCGGCAAAGUGCCUUAUUCCCAAUUCUGUCUUAGUUUUAAUCAUUUAUACUUUUCUAUUUUCUUGAUGCAAGCCAGGGGAGCCACAAAGUGUUACACAGAGAAUUUUCAGUAUUACUUCUGUCACACUAGAUCCUAAAUGUAGCUUGACACGUUUCAUCUGCAGUGUCUGAUGAAAUUGACAAGAUGUACAGUUCUGUACAGUAGAAUUCAAAUUAACUGCACACACACAUACCUAGCAAGUAUUAUAAAAGUAAGGCCAGUACCAGAGGUAUACUGCUGCUGGUCAUCUAUAGCCUCACUUUAAGACUUCAUAUAUUUUAUAAAGAAGGUUUCUUUUUCCUAUUUUAGAAGAGUAAGUGUCUUUUUUUAUGAGACCUGAUGCCUUUAUAGGUUCAGCUGAUGUUUUUGUUUCAUCAAUUUCUUUUAUUCAUCCAGAAAAAGUUGUUUAAAGUUGUUUGUUUUUUAACACUGAGCCUGCAUGCUUACAUUUUUGGACUCCUUAAUCUGUUUAUGAUGACUUAUAUUUCAUAAAUAUUUAAUUCUAUCCAUAGAUUUUGAAGACUGUAGUUAUCAUUUUUCUCUUUCUAUACAAAAUAAACAAUCUUUGUUUACAAAAUA
Messenger RNA from Osmerus eperlanus (European smelt), 2222 nucleotides. RefSeq names its product glycoprotein M6Bb (gene gpm6bb). Gene Ontology annotation, cellular component: plasma membrane. Gene Ontology annotation, biological process: neuron projection development. NCBI's taxonomy places the organism in Eukaryota, Metazoa, Chordata, Actinopteri, Osmeriformes, Osmeridae. The transcript is spliced from 7 exons. The record is from RefSeq and is a predicted model, not a curated record. Bases 353 to 1135 code for a protein of 260 amino acids.